AUGUUUAAGAGCUGUGUGAUUGACUUCCAAGGUAGUUGGGAGGAGUAUUUUUCAUUGGCAGAGUUCGUUUACAAUAAUAGUUACAAGUCUAGUAUACAGAUGGCACCUUACGAGUCACUUUAUGGUCGUAAUUGUCGCACUCCUUUAUGCUGGACUGAGUUGCGUGAGCGACGAGUUCUGGUUUCAGAGUUGGUUUUCAAGACUGAAUAUAAGUUUCGACUGAUUAGGGAUCGACUGAAGGUAGCUUCUAAUAGGCAGAAGUCUUAUGCUAAUCUAAAAAGACGUGAGAUCGAUUACUUUGUGGGGGACUUCGCGUUUCUAAAGGUCUCACCAUGGAAGAAGUUGGAACUACCCCUAGAGUUGGAUCGGAUCCAUGAUGCUUUCCAUGUCUCGAUGUUGAGACGCUACUGCUCUGAUCCAAUGCAUGUUGUUAAGGUUUGGCCAGAUCUGACUUUCGAGGAGGAGCCGAUACAGAUUCUGGAUCGCGACGUUAAAAUUCUGAGGAGAAAAUCCAUUCCACUGGUUAACGUUUUAUUGUGUAAUCAUAGCACUAAGGAGGCUACAUGGGAGCCUGAGGAUGCGAUGCGUUAG
Molecule: messenger RNA, 591 nt
Organism: Gossypium arboreum
Lineage: Eukaryota; Viridiplantae; Streptophyta; Magnoliopsida; Malvales; Malvaceae
Exons: 2
Coding region: 1-591 (196 amino acids)
Molecular function (GO): nucleic acid binding
Source: RefSeq, a predicted model, not a curated record